Molecule: messenger RNA, 627 nt
Organism: Peronospora matthiolae
Lineage: Eukaryota; Oomycota; Peronosporomycetes; Peronosporales; Peronosporaceae
Source: the annotation of a GenBank genome assembly
AUGCGAUGCGCGAGCAAGGCCGCCGAGAGCGCGUCUGCACGUCUCUGUGCGGACGCCGAAGCAGAAACUACAGCAACUGAUGUCCCAUCGGUUGCUGAAUCGACUCAGCCUGUAUCACCUGGUGAUGCAGGCGCUGGUCAUGAAGACACUCGUGUCUUCACAGAGUACGAGCUCGGUGUCUCGUACUCUCCUGAUACGGAUGACGGAUCCGUAUCGACGGCAAUUGAAUCCAAGCCGCCUGCCAAGCGUGGCAUGGACGAUGCUUUGCGUCGCAGCAUCUUUGGUUCAUCUGAUGAGUCAGAUGAACCAUCGCCGAAGCGAAGGCGCUCGAGGUCGCGAGACUCGGGCGCUAAUAGUGGUGUCGUUUCUCCAAUGGACACCACUUCACAGCGAGGUGCCAGUACUUCUGUCGGCACGUCGCAGGAAGAGCGGGACCGCAAUGUGUUGCGUCUCGCUCCAGAAAAGAAGGCAUGGAUGCCUCCUAAAUCUGUCAUGGAUCACUUGUCGGCGACGACGAGUGAUCGUUAUCGAACACGAUUGUUCGAUUCGUCGAGGAUUCAUCACCUUGACCCCAGCGCGAAAGACUAUCGCGCUGAACAUGAGUUCUUCAUCGAUGCUUUCUUCUAG